AUGUCGCACACGACCAGUAGCAACACCCCUACUCUGCCACAAGCCGUCCAAGAACGGGGCUCUCUUCGCACGCUAGAGAAGGGCAAGAGUCAAUUCAUUGGCAGCUCCAGUGGGAUCUAUUUCGUAAACACAGUCCGACGAGCCUUCGUGAACGCCAACUCGCGGCUGUCGUCUCGUCUUCUCGAUACCACGCACCCGACUCCUGAGGAGUGCAUCGUUGCGGACGGCGAGGAUGAACAGCAAAGACCCGACGCGGAUGCCUCUUUACUGCCGUCUUCCUUUUCUUACGGCCAUGGGAUACCCGCUGGACUUGGCAGACCGCCUCAACCGGACGUUGCAAAACAGCUGUUCAUGACGUAUUUUCAGACGUGGCAUCGCUUCUUCCCCUUUUUACACGGUCCGAGUAUCCUCAAGAAUAUGGAGGAUUUGUACAGUUCUUUUGACCUGAAUGGCACGGCAUCAGAGCCCAUCACUCCGAGGGUCCCAAUAACACUUCCAAAAGUAGUUAUUCUGCAGUGUAUAUUCAACCUCGCAAGCCUGCAUAACAGCAGCCAUCUGCCUGUCGCAUCCGAGAUCCAAAAGCCUACCGAUCUUCUCUCCUAUCUCCCCAGCCUUGCAGUCAAGGGAGAUCUUGUUUCUAUCCAAGCGCUUUUUGCCGCUGGUCUCCUCCUGGUAGCUCGCAUGUCGCUCCGUGCAGCCUCGGUUGUCAGUGGUCUUUUAUCCCGCGCUGUCUUUCUGGCAGGGCUUCAUCGGUGUCCUUGCCGUUACGGAAAGCUUACGGCGGAUGAAUGCGAUAUUAGGAAAAGGCUGUUCUGGAGUAUCUAUGUCUUUGAUCGAUAUCUCUCUCAGGCUCUUGGACACCCGUUAGGAAUCCAAGACUCUGAUAUAGAUGUCUGUCCUCUGGGUGGACCUGAGCUUCACCAUCCUCUGCUCUAUCCGACUGUCCCUUCAAGUCAUAGUGGCGUGGCUUCACCCUUUUCUGGGCUCUCAGCGAUGUCCGUGGAUGCCACGAUCACGGGUCGACAAAGUGAAACGGGUCUCGGCAGGGCAACAAUCGAGGAUGAAUCUAGUCAGAAGCAGAAUCGCCAUUCGAGCUUAUCAUUUCAGGUCCAAUAUUCGCGUCUGCUUGGUCGCGCCCUGGAACUCUUCCACAAAUCUCUUCACAUUCGAUCCAUUGACAGCGGGUCAAUCCUCUCACUUCAAACAGACAUAAACGCACUCUGGAAUGCACUACCUUCAUCUCUACAAGAAUUCGAUCCCUCCUUUUGUGAUACUACUGACAGAAACCAAAGUCAGGUUUUCAAUGAGUCAGCGCACUUCAUCCUACUUCACAGCCAAUUAGUACUCCUAAUCCAUCGUCCCAGGCUGUCUCUAGAGCCAUCCACACCAGAGUUUCAAUCUGCCAUCCAAAUCUGCAUUAGCGAAGCGCGAGAGAUUAUCAAGAUCACAAGCAAGCAGCACAAUGCAGGGUAUGCGCUCUUCUGGCCGGGCUAUCUCUCUGUUACGUGGAUGGCUGGAAUCGUUCUGGCCUUUGCAUGCCAACUGCGGCUCUAUUCAGCGGAGAAAGGCAAAAGGGAGAUUGGUAUGUGCCUUGACGCCUUACUUCAUAUGUCCGAGCGAUGGAAGCUUGCAAAGAAUUGUCAUGCUGUUCUGUCUGACCUUGCAGAGGCUAUCCAGGAGAUGGAGCAUAUUGCGAAGAGACCGGCAUUUGAUACCUCAGACUCUACCUUCGAUUCUGUACAUUCAGGUAGGGACUCGGUAUCUUCUGCUAUGAAUUAUCAAAACGAUUCCAGAAAAAGAGCAAGGCUAGAUACAGAAUCAAGCCAAAGAAAUGAUGGAUCUGCUCAGCCUUCCAUUCAAUUUCCUGCGGAUAUCGUCAAUACGUCCAUGGACGAGCCACCGGGCAGCAGCUUUGAGCCUAACAAUGGCACGGGUCCGACAAUUGAGGACGACUUUCAAUAUUUUGGUGAUCCAGGCAGAAUAAUUAACUGGGAGAGCGGAAUGCCAGACCUGUUGGCCGGCAUUACGUGGGAAUCACUGCUGGGAGGUAUUAAUGAGGAUGAUCCUACCUGGGAUAGUGCCUUUUUCUGA
Molecule: messenger RNA, 2091 nt
Organism: Fusarium mangiferae
Lineage: Eukaryota; Fungi; Ascomycota; Sordariomycetes; Hypocreales; Nectriaceae
Exons: 2
Coding region: 1-2091 (696 amino acids)
Biological process (GO): DNA-templated transcription
Molecular function (GO): DNA binding; zinc ion binding
Source: RefSeq, a predicted model, not a curated record